Molecule: messenger RNA, 1214 nt
Organism: Abrus precatorius (Indian licorice)
Lineage: Eukaryota; Viridiplantae; Streptophyta; Magnoliopsida; Fabales; Fabaceae
Product: ethylene-responsive transcription factor ERF113
Exons: 2
Coding region: 189-917 (242 amino acids)
Biological process (GO): regulation of DNA-templated transcription; ethylene-activated signaling pathway
Molecular function (GO): DNA binding; DNA-binding transcription factor activity
Source: RefSeq, a predicted model, not a curated record
GGGUUAUAUACCAGCAGAAAUAUGACCAUAAGAUCAUAUUCAUAACAUAAAGAGCAUAGAGCAGAAAACUAAAAGUGGAUCCAAGAAGGCAUGGAAAGCUUCCACUAUCUUCACAAGCAUCAGAGGCGAAAGAGGACACAGUAGAUGAGUUUGAUGCUUAUGCAUCUUCUUGGUCUUCUGAAACUGACAUGUCUGCCAUGGUUUCUGCUCUUGCUCAAGUUAUGGGCACUACCAAUCGGAACCCCCUCAUGCCACAAACAACAACCUCUUUUCCUGUCUCAACUUCAAUGGUCAAAGAAGAACCUCAUCCAUACCCAUCUCAACCUGCUCCAGAUCAAGAGAGCACAAAGAAACCAAGGUACAGAGGAGUGAGACAGAGACCUUGGGGUAAAUGGGCAGCAGAAAUUCGUGACCCCAAAAAAGCAGCUAGAGUGUGGUUAGGAACAUUUGAAACAGCUGAGGAAGCAGCCAUUGCAUAUGACAAAGCAGCACUCAAGUUCAAAGGCACAAAAGCUAAGCUCAAUUUCCCUGAAAGAGUUCAAGGUAACACUCAUGUUGCCUAUUUACAACAACCUUCAGAAAACACCAACGUUUUCCCUUUCCAUGCAACUUCUACUGCCACUUGUGCUAGUGGGUCUGUUUCCUCUGUUGAUGCUAUUGCUCCUACUUCAUCAUCAUUGUCCACACAUGAACAUGAUCACCAAGUUUUCCCAAAUCUGUUUCAAUAUGCACAAAUUCUUUCAAGUGAUGAUGCUGAGUUCCCCUAUUACACUUCCCAUCUUUUCAAUCAACGAUUACAACAGCAACAACAACUACUACUACAACAACAACAACAACCUUUCAAUUCUCAAUCACCCUACUUCUACAACCAGCAACAACAUUAUGAUGAUGAAGGGCAUGGUCACUCAGAUCACUAGCAUGGUUUUAAUUUGUGGCCCAUAAUUGCAAUUGCGGUUGAAAUACUACCGUUUUUUUGAGGUCUUUUGUAAUCACAUUCCAAUAACAUUGACCGUAUUGGCCACAAUUGUUCACAAUUUUCCAAAAUCAAGAUUUUUUAGGUGUUAGUAACCUUAACCGCAAAACCUUGAUAAGAGCUGUGUAUCUGUCAAUUUUGCUGUAGAAAGAGUCAGGGAUUAAUGUAUUUUUCUUAAGCGUGCAUGAGACAUGGACCCCACAUUUUGUUUCAUAUUUAAUUAUGAGUAAUGCUAGCUAUU